This is a messenger RNA of Truncatella angustata, 873 nucleotides long. RefSeq names its product putative methyltransferase-domain-containing protein. Gene Ontology annotation, cellular component: nucleolus. The record is from RefSeq and is a predicted model, not a curated record. The transcript has a single exon. Gene Ontology annotation, molecular function: rRNA (adenine) methyltransferase activity. NCBI's taxonomy places the organism in Eukaryota, Fungi, Ascomycota, Sordariomycetes, Amphisphaeriales, Sporocadaceae. Bases 1 to 873 code for a protein of 290 amino acids.
AUGGCUCUCAAGAAAAAACGCGGUGGCAAGAGCUUGGCUCAUGGGCGCCCACCAACACUGCAAAAACCCAAAUCAAUAUCACGCCAAGCGACAAAAUCAUUGAUCAAUGCCCACCAUGUCCUAGAGAAGCGCAAAGCUCAGGCAGUCGCGAAGGGCGACAACGCCGCGCAAGCUGCAAUCGACAAGGAAAUUGCAGCACUGGGCGGGAUCGAGAAGUAUCAGCAAGCAAGUCUUCAGGGCCAGCGCAAUGAUCGGGGAGGUGAUAGUUCCAGGGUCUUGAUGGAUUGGUUGAAACCAGUUCAGUCCCUUCUGAAAGCAGGAACGGAUCUCCCGCUUCGCAUGCUUGAGGUUGGGGCUUUGAGCGCCACCAAUGAGUGCUCGAAAAGUCGCUUAUUUGCCAUGGAGAGGAUCGACUUGAACAGUCAGGGCGAUGGUAUAUUACAGCAAGACUUUAUGGCAAGGCCACUUCCGAAGGACGACUCCGAGAGAUUCGACAUCAUCAGCCUAUCACUGGUUGUGAACUUUGUUCCAGAUGUCCAAGGACGAGGUAGCAUGCUCUUAAGAACACUGGACUUUCUCAGGCCGCCAGGCACUGCUGUGGAUGGCCCUGACAGAUUCUUCCCUAGCCUAUUCCUUGUGCUUCCCGCACCAUGUGUGACGAACUCACGUUAUAUGGACGAGGCUAGACUUGAGGCUAUCAUGAAUUCCUUGGGUUACACGAAGACAGAAUCUAAGCUGACACAGAAGCUGGUUUACUAUCUCUGGACUAGGACCUCGCCCGUCGUAUCGACUGCCAAGUUUGUCAAAGACCAACUCCGAACAGGCGGUUCCAGAAACAACUUUGCUAUCGUACUCCAGGGCUCGGCUGGCUGA